Molecule: messenger RNA, 1068 nt
Organism: Fusarium redolens
Lineage: Eukaryota; Fungi; Ascomycota; Sordariomycetes; Hypocreales; Nectriaceae
Exons: 4
Coding region: 1-1068 (355 amino acids)
Molecular function (GO): oxidoreductase activity, acting on the CH-OH group of donors, NAD or NADP as acceptor
Source: RefSeq, a predicted model, not a curated record
AUGGCUCCUCUUGAUAACCCCGCUAUUCCCAAAGGCUCUCUGGUCCUCGUGACUGGAGUCAACGGCCUUCUCGGUUCUCACGUUGCCAAACAAUUCUUAGAGUAUGGCUACAAGGUCCGCGGUACUGUUCGUGACGUCGAGAAGAAUGCGUGGCUCACAGCUGCAUUUGACAAACAAUAUGGCCAAGGAAACUUUGAGCUCGUUGAGGUGGCAGACUUGACAGAUGAGAAGGCUUUGACCGAGGCCGCCAAAGGAGUCGCUGUGGUUGCGCAUACAGCGUCGAUCAUGUCUCUGGACCCUGAUCCGAAUAAAGUCAUACCCGAUGCCAUCAGCUUCGCCGUUGCAGCAAUCAAGGCUGCAUAUGCAGAGCCCAGCGUGAAGCGAUUCGUCUUCACCUCAUCAUCUUCCGCCGCCGUCGUUUCUCUGCCCGAUGUUCCUGGUGUGAAGGUGAAUGAAGAGAGCUGGUCUGAAGGUGCGGUCGAGAAGGCGUGGGCUGAUCCUCCUUACACGCCCGAACGACGUGGCGCUGUGUAUGCGGCAAGCAAAGUCCAGUCAGAACAGGCAGUCUGGAAGUAUCACAAGGAACACCGAAGCGAGAAGCCCGAUCUGGUUGUUAAUACCGUCCUUCCCAACUUCAACUGGGGAAGGUCUAUUGAUCCCGUGAACCAGGGGUACCCUAGUAGCUCUGGUUUCCCAGUGCUGCUCUUCAAGGGACAAGUAACACCAUUCCAUGCCUCUGUCAUCCGACAAUAUUACAUUGAUGUCGAGGACACAGGCAGACUUCACGUUGCAGCCGCUAUCUUUGAUCAUGUCAAAGAGCAGCGUAUUUUUGGCUUCGCCGGUCGUUUCAGCUGGGACGCGAUCCUCGAUAUUUUCAGAAAGAACUUUCCUGAUAGGACAUUCCCUGAGAACUUCUCAGGUGGAGAGGACCCUAAUGAGAUCGAGCCAAGAGACAAGGCUGAGCAGCUUCUGAAGGAUUUAGGUCGACCCGGUUGGACAAGCUUGGAGGAAUCUAUUCUGGCUAAUGUCGAAGCAGUUGCAAAGGCUGAGAAGGUUCAAAAGCUCUAG